UGCAGUACAGUCCAUUUAACAAGAUUUCAUAUGGGACAUGCUCACAUCUCCGUGUUUUCACCCAGUGCGUUUUAUUGGAAAGGGUCAGGGACUUUUUCGAAUGCAAAAAGUUGCAUUUUUGGUUCUAUAGACUUCAAUGGAAAUGCGACAGAAAAGCAUGUAGUGUGUUUUUGCUGCAUUUUUUUGCUGUGUUUUUGAUGCAUUUUGCUUUUUAAAUCUGCCUAACAACAAAAAAAAUUUGAAAAAAUUAGAAAACCGCAAAACCGCCUAAAAAAUUCAGGUGAAAAAAUGCAAUACACAGCGCAAAAUGCAAUGCAGAAAUGGAUCAAACGCAACCUGCAUAGGUGUGAACCUAGGGUGAGGCUCCAUGUACA
This is a messenger RNA of Staurois parvus, 374 nucleotides long. The record is from the annotation of a GenBank genome assembly. NCBI's taxonomy places the organism in Eukaryota, Metazoa, Chordata, Amphibia, Anura, Ranidae.